This is a messenger RNA of Trichomycterus rosablanca, 3261 nucleotides long. It is a transcript of the gene rnf145a, whose product is annotated as ring finger protein 145a. The record is from RefSeq and is a predicted model, not a curated record. Lineage: Eukaryota; Metazoa; Chordata; Actinopteri; Siluriformes; Trichomycteridae. Bases 134 to 2038 code for a protein of 634 amino acids. Gene Ontology annotation, cellular component: endoplasmic reticulum; endomembrane system. The transcript has 11 exons. Gene Ontology annotation, molecular function: zinc ion binding.
AUGCCGCUUCCCUCAGGCCUCCACAAGCCGUUCUGCCCCGCCAACAUGGCUGACAUUCGACCAGAGAAACGUCGCGAGUCGUAGUCGGGAGGAGUUGCGGCAGUUGUUGUUUCGCGGGAAAGCCAGGUCUGCCAUGGCGGUAAAGGAGCGCCUAGAGGCUGUGCUAAACGUGGGCCUGCGGGUGCCCAGCAUCAUGCUGCUGGAUGUGCUCUACCGCUGGGAUGUAAGCUCAUUUUUCCAGAAGAUCCAGAGGAGCAGCCUGAACAACAACCCCGUGUUCCAGUACAAGUAUCUGGCCCUCUACUUGCACUAUGUGGGCUACAUCCUGAGUCUGGUUUUACUGACCCUGCCUCGUCAGCGCCUGGUGCAGCUCUACCUUUAUGUCGUCACUGCUCUGUUACUAUUUGCAGGUCACCAGAUUUCAAGAGACUAUGUAUGCGGAGAGCUGGAGUCUGGCUACGAGGGUCCGCUCUACCUGGAGCCUCUGUCUAUGAACCGCUUCGCCACAGCACUCGUCUGUCAGUUGGUGGUGUGCACUCUGUGCUCAUGCGUCAUGCAGACCAAGAGGAUCUGGCUCUUUUCCGCCCAUCUGCUCCCCCUGGUGGCCAGGCUGUGCCUCGUUCCUCUGGAGACCAUCGUGUUUGUGAACCGCUUUGCUAUGAUUUUCACCGGACUGGAGGUCAUCUACUUUAUGGCUUCCAACCUGCUGGUGCCCUUCAACCUUGCCAAGACUGCAUACAGGGAGCUGGCACAGGUGGUUGAGGUGUACGGGCUUCUGGCCCUCGGCAUGUCCCUCUGGAAUCAGCUCGUCCUGCCCGUGCUUUUCAUGUGUUUCUGGCUGGUUUUGUUUGCCCUGCAGAUCUACACCUAUAUCAGCACACGGGAUCAACCCACCUCCAGAGAGAGGCUGCUCUUUCUGUUUCUCACCAGUAUUGCUGAGUGCUGUUGUACUCCAUACUCUCUGCUGGGACUGGUGUUCACUGUGUCAUUCGUGGCUCUGGGAGUGCUCACACUCUGCAAGUUCUAUCUGCAGGGCUAUAGGGCCUUCAUGAACGACAACACCAUGCACAGGGGAAUGACGGAGGGCAUCACUCUUUUAAUCCUGGCCGUUCAGACAGGACUGAUCGAGCUCCAGGUCAUUCACAGAGCUUUUUUGCUCAGCAUCAUUCUCUUCAUCGUGGUCGCUUCCAUUCUGCAGUCCAUGCUGGAGAUUGCUGACCCCAUAGUGCUGGCACUGGGGGCCUCCAGGGAUAAGAGCUUGUGGAAGCACUUCCGUGCUGUUAGCCUGUGCCUGUUUCUACUAGUGUUUCCAGCGUACAUGUCUUAUAUGAUCUGCCAGUUUUUCCACAUGGACUUCUGGUUAUUGAUCAUCAUCUCCUCCAGCAUUCUCACAUCUCUUCAGGUAUUGGGCACACUGCUGAUCUACGUGCUCUUCAUGGUAGAGGAGUUGCGCAAGGUCCCGAUGGAGAACAUGGAUGACGUGAUCUACUGUGUGAAUGGCACGUACCGGAUGCUAGAGUUUGUAGUGGCUCUGUGCGUCGUGGCAUACGGCGUAUGUGAGACGGUAUUCGGCGAAUGGACUGUUAUGGGCUCCACCAUCGUGCUCGUACACUCUUACUACAACGUGUGGCUACGGGCACAGCUGGGCUGGCAGAGCUUCUUACUGAGGCGCGACGCUGUCAACAAGAUCAAGAGCCUGCCCACUGCGUCCGAGCAGCAGCUGCAGCAACACAACGACAUUUGUUCCAUCUGCUACCAGGACAUGACUUCAGCUGUCAUCACGCCGUGCUCUCACUUGUUCCACGCUGGCUGCCUAAAGAAGUGGCUGUACGUGCAAGAAGCCUGCCCUUUGUGCCACAGCCAGCUGAAAAGCACAGGUCAGAGAGAUACGGGUACUGACACACCAUCACAGCCGGACACCAGCAAUCACGAUGUGCAGCCAGAAGCGUCCAUGCCGGCCUCGACUUCAGCUGAGGCAGCAAACGGCCAGGAGGGGAAAGGAGAGAUUGAACUUGCUCCCUCCCCCUCCACCGGCUAAUAGCUGUUCCAUCGUUAUUAGACCUGAAAUUAGCCUCACUUCUGUGAUGUCAUACUUAAUCAUACUCAGUUAAUGCUGGUCAUGUUUCUGAACCUGGAAUGAAGCGGGUAGCUGUGUUACCUACUAACUGAUGUCCUUACAAUCAAACCAUACGAUUCCAUUUUUUGUACUCAUCUGUAAACAUGUUGUUACGUUCCAUUUUUAUUUAUUGCAGAGGCAUUUCGCUAAUGGAAAUGUCUGAAUAUUUAAAACACACGCUUAGUAACCUUUCCUUGCCACCUUUAAGCACUUCCAUGUCAACCCACGGCCUCAACGCCAGAACUGCUAACACUACACUAAACGUCUAGACGUCUAGAUCCCCGACCAACCUGAAUGUGAUCAUGUGACCCUCAAGACAGUGCUUUGGUGCUGUGUAAGCGCCCGGUAUGUAUUCACUAGCACGCUUUCAGUAUCCUGAAAUAGCAGUAGCCUAUAUUCCAGUUAUGAAUAUUGAUUUGUUUUCUUUAGAUAUAUAUGUAUAUGCCACUGCAUUUGCACUAAUGUAAUAUAAAGCAAUGCUCCAAAGUCGUCUUGUCAGGUACCAAAUAUUUUGGUGUGUAUGCAUCGACACAGAUAUUCGAGUCCUAGAUAUACAACCAUAGCUGCGUACAAACGUCCGUGUUAAGAGGUUUCGAUAUGCAGGAGUACAGUGUCAACGCGGCACCAGACGUGGUGAAGUGGCCGAGGCUCGCGUGAACACUUUACUGACCUCGUGAGGUAAAAGUGGGAAGAGCUGAAGGCUACGGAUACGAACUGGUGCCAACAGGUGAUCAAACUCUGUUUUAUCAGUAUUAUUUUGGCAUUAACUGCAUUUGUGAGCAUGAAUACAUUGAACAAUGUAUGAGCAAACUCGGCAAUGCCAUGUUUUAUUUAUUCGUUCGGGAUUUUGGCCUAUACAGAAAGUGGUUUUUACAUUUAUCGAUGGAGGGAUUUUUUAAACAGAAUGUUUUCAAUAUAUUUUGCCAUUUGAAUUCUAUCUUUAUGGAGGAACGGAGAGCCUGAUCUUUGCAUCGUUCUGAUUUUCCUUCUCUCGGUUGCUAGUUUACUAUAUGAACGUGCAAACUGAUGUCUUGAGAAAGCUGACUACUGUUUGAACUGCAGCUGAGCUCAGUAAAAUAUGCCUGAGGUUUGAUAUAACUAAACCUGAAUGUGACAAUAAAUCAAAACCUACUGUACCAACAGUC